Messenger RNA from Stegastes partitus (bicolor damselfish), 831 nucleotides. Its product is annotated as trichohyalin-like. The annotation marks the transcript as partial. The transcript has 3 exons. Lineage: Eukaryota; Metazoa; Chordata; Actinopteri; Pomacentridae. The record is from RefSeq and is a predicted model, not a curated record.
AUGAGUUCCUUUCAGAAUCUGAGAGAGAUGGUCAACGAGCGAUUGACUGCUGCUGCUGAAGAAAUAUUCACAGAGUUUGAGAAAACCAUCGUCCAGUACGAGGAAGAGAUCGAUCGUCAGCGCAGACUGCUGGACAACAUCUGGAAACCACAGACAACGAUACACACGACAGACCUCCCACAGCACAAUGUUUGUCAGAAAGAGGAGGUUCUCAUUGAGCAGAAGCUCUGUAACCAAGAGAUGAAGUCCAAUUUGGACCAGGAGGACCUACAACCUCUACAGAUUAAAGAGGAACAGGAAGAACUGUGCAUCAGUCGAGACCUGGAGGACCUAAAACCUCCACAGAUUAAAGAGGAACAGGAGGAACUCUGCACCAGUCAGAAGGAGAGGCAGUUUGUUGUAAAGCAGGAGACAUUUACCAUUAUGCAACUUCAGUGCAAGUCCAAAUUUGAAGAAUUAUCUGAAGAAAUAUUCAGAGUCUUUGAAAAAGCAGUAAUCCAGCAUGAGGAAGAGAUUGAUCGUCAGCACAGACUGCUGGAUAUCAUCUGGAAAUCUGGAAUACAGUUACACAAUACAGACCUCCCACAGCCAUGUGUCUGUACAGAGGAGGAGGUUCUCACAGAGCAGCAGCUAUGUAACCCAGAAAGGAACACCAGUCUGGACCAGGAGAACCCAGAGCUUCCACAGAUCCAAGAGGAACAGGAGGAACUCUGUACUAGUUUGGACCAGGUGGACCCAGAGCCCCCAUGGAUUAAAGAGGAACAGGAGGAACCCUGUACUAGUUUGGACCAGGAGGACCCAGAGCCCCCAUGGAUUAAAGAGGAACAGGAG